AUGGGUAGACCUCCUGAUCUAGAUGAGGCAGCAGAUGCAAUUGCACAUCUUUGUGUUGAAUCUUCUUUUCCUUGUCUUCUUGGUUGUCGUUGUUCAUUACAUGAAGAUAAAAAACAUAAUGCAGCAGCAGGAGGAGGAGCAGGAGGAGGAGGAGGAGCAGCAGCAGCAGGAGGAGCAGGAGGAGGCGGAGGGGGAACAGGAACAGGAACACAGACGGAUGGAGCAGCAGCAACAGCAGCAGCAACCCAGACGGAUGCAGCAACAGUAGCAGCAACACAUACACCAGAUGCAGCAGGAACACAUACAACAGAUGCAGCAACAACACAUACAGCAGAAGCAGCAAUGCAUACAGAAACACCAACUGCAAAUAUGCAUACUGCAGCAGCAACACAUACAGCAGCAGCAGCAGCAGCAGCAACACAAAAUAAUUCCCCACAAAUGCCUUUUAAUGCUAGUAAUGUUGUACUCAACUCUCAUCAUCAGCAGCAGAUGCAGCAGCAGCAACAACAACAGCAGCAGCAACAGAUGCUGCAGCAGCAACAGAUGCAGCAACAACAGAUGCACUCAACAAAUCCACAAAUCGCAACGUCUGCAGCUGCUGCUGUAACCGGAGCUCCUGCAGCAGCAGCAACAACAGCAGCUGCAGCAGCAACAGCAGCAGCUGCAGCAGUAACAGCAGCUGCAGCAGGGGCCUCUAGACGGCACCCGCAGCAGACAGACACAAUGUCCUCUCCCUACCGACGCUGUCCAGAGUUGGAUAAGAGCAGCAGCAGCAACAGCAGCAGCAACAGCAACAGCAGCACGAGUAUGGUUUGCUGCUCGGACUUUUUGCUGCCUGGGAAGCAGACUGAGGCAUCAGAGGAGUUGCUGCUGCUGCAGAGUAUGACGCGAGCAACAACAGCAACAGCAGCAGAUGCAGCAGCAGAUACAGCAGCAGAUGCAGCAGCAGAGAGACCCCUAGAUCCAACAGACAGCAGCAGCUCUGCUGUUGAGUUUGAUGAGGAUUGCCUAGAGGAUACAGAGUUGUCCUUCUCCCCAGCAGCAGCAGCAGCAGCAGCAAGUGUAGGAGCAGCAACAGCUCCUGGUGCUGUUGUUUCCGGUGUGCCCGUAGGUGCUGCUGGUGCUGUAGACCCUGCUGCAGCUGCAGCAGUUGCAGCAGAGUCUGCUGCAGCAGCAAAUGCAGCAGCUGUUGCAUUUACUGCUGCAGCUGAUUCUGCUGCUGUUGCUGCUGCUGCUGCUGCUGGUACAGCUGCAGCAGAUGAACAUGUAGGAGUAUACAGAGGAAACACGGAGGUCGUUCCUUCGCUAAUGCCAUCUGCUGCUGCUGCUGCUGCUGUCGAGCAGCAGCAGGAGGCAGCUUGCUGCUCCUUCACAGCAGAAGUAAGAAAGAGACACAACUACACUUCCUUCCCUAAACCCUAA
Molecule: messenger RNA, 1422 nt
Organism: Eimeria maxima
Lineage: Eukaryota; Apicomplexa; Conoidasida; Eucoccidiorida; Eimeriidae
Exons: 1
Coding region: 1-1422 (473 amino acids)
Source: RefSeq, a predicted model, not a curated record